Molecule: messenger RNA, 1683 nt
Organism: Dermacentor andersoni
Lineage: Eukaryota; Metazoa; Arthropoda; Arachnida; Ixodida; Ixodidae
Product: natterin-4-like
Source: RefSeq, a predicted model, not a curated record
AACACGGCAUAGUGCCACGUCCACAAAAAGCGGGGCAUGGUGUUGAACGCUGCAGCGGCGGCAAUUUGUUUUGGAGGAGAAGAAAGACGAGGAACGGGCGGGGGUCCCCGCUGAAAUGGCCGCCUCUGCGGCUGGCGCCAGCUCCCAGUCGGGCGCCAGCGCGUCGAGCAUGUCCACCCUGUCGCUGUCUGACCGGUGCCGACGCAACAUCGAGAGUGAGUCCGAGUACGAGUCGUCCGAGUCCACAGCCGACGACUGGGUGCGCGCCAACGACGGCAACGUGCCGCGGAACGCGCUCGUGGCAGGCCAGAACCUGAACGGGGAGAACUUCUACGUGGGCCGCGUCAUGCUUCGGGGAAACGUGCUGCCGGGCAAAGUCCUUCCCUCGGCCAAGGUGUGCUUCGUCUCGCUCGACCAGAUCGAGUUCUCGUCCAACGUGUACGAGGUGCUCGUCAAGGCGCCGUCGGUCAACUACCAAUGGAUUCGCAUGGGCGGCUGUGUGAUGCCGCGCAACGCAAUACCGGCUGGGCGCAGCGCGACGGGCGAGCUCAUCUACAUCGGCCGGCACGUGCACAAGGGCGAGCUGACGCCGGGCAAGGUGAUACCGUCGCAGCGUUGCAUAUACAUACCGUACCUGGGCAAGGAGAUACGCUACCGCGACUUCGAGAUCCUUAUCCAGGGCGAGUACCCUUACUUCGAGCGGGCCAAGGGCAAGAGCAAGGACAAGGAAGCGCAGCAGCAACUGCUCGACGGGCCGAACCCGAGCGGCAGCAGAGACAAUUCAUUGGCCACCACGCCGCCCUAAGCGUCAGCACAGGGACUGGAACCCACCACGCUUCAUCUCAUUGCCGCCGCGAGUUGUUUUCCCGAGCGCCUAGAUAACUACGAGCAUGUACGUGCUGACAUUAAAGCACCCAUUGAGUUAGGUUAAUGUUCUCAGCUAAGCUGCGCAGUGACUGAUGCCCGCGCCCUUGGACGUGGCCUCAACUGCUUCUGACGAUAAACGACGAGAAGACAACACGUGUCUCACAGUCUGUUGCCAUUUGCGCCGUAAUUAAGAGCAUGAAAUAGUGAACCUUAAGCUACGUGAAACCCUGCAAUGGUAUUUCUGUAAAGCUCGUCCAGCUGGAACUACAAGAAACCUUGCGUUGGCCAUGCGCAUUGGCAGACACUUACUGCUGAACAAAAAUGCUGAUGCAAACUGUUUUUUGCCGAGUGUUGCUUGACCAAUUGAUGUAUUACCGCUUCACUGCGCUUUUAUUGGUGUUUGGCUAAUGAAAUCGCUUUUAUUGCUGUUUUAGGCAUUUGCAGCACAACGGCUUUUAUUUGCAUUCAUUGGUUUGCUGGUUCAACACUGACGCCGUGAGACGGUUGGAGCUGUACGGUGCAGUUAGUGUUGCAAGUGUUGCCCGGUUUUCAUGAACCACAGUCGCUUUCUUUUUGCAAUCAUUAUGGAAAAGCUGAUUAUGCGAACUUAUGCUGCCGUAAGUGUAGCCAGCAACAGAAAGUCAUUGGAUAUCAUAUACGGCUGCACUUUCUAAAGAACCCUACGCUUCUGAAGCGUAUCCUCAGCGACCCAUACUUCAGGACCACUUGGUCCAUAUUGAAACGAAUGCAGGUGUACCGACAUCUUUCAGCGCCACAGGCAAGUCCAAAAUAGAAAUAUAUUUGUUCUCUCAAUGA